CACUUCGCUUCCUGGUAAGGCUGUACAGUACUUUAUUUCCCUGUCUAUGGUGCUGUACUCCAUCAGUGUUUCUGUAACUGUCUGUGGGGUGACGUCAUGGUCGCUUUCAGCCGUUUUGCAUUGUAGAACAGAGCAAAACACGGUCGCUCCGGGUAUUUGACGUCUGUUGUUGUCGUUGUUCAGUGUUACUUGGAACCUGACGUGUUAUGCCAACGGUACUCUAUACUUCUACUACAUUUCACAGGUGUCUGCUCUCUUGUAUCCACAUGGCUCGUGUCUUCGUCUAUGGCACCCUGAAGAAGGGGCAGCCCAACUACUACCGUAUGUUUGAGAGUGCCAAUGGUACGGCGGAGUUCCUCGCCUCGGCCUGCACCACCCAGAAAUACCCACUCGUGAUAGCCGGCAAUUACAACAUCCCUUUCCUCCUCAACAUCCCCGGCCACGGUCACAGAGUCCAAGGAGAGAUUUAUAAAGUAGAUGACAAGAUGCUGAAAUUCCUGGAUGACUUUGAAGGGGUUCCCACCAUGUACCAGCGGACUCAGGUCGAUCUGGAGGUGAAGGAGUGGGUGGGGAAGGCAGAGGCAGAGGAGAGGCCGGCAGCAGGGAGCAUCACAGAAGCGUUUGUGUACAACACGACUGCGUACCAGCCAGACUGGCCCUCACUGCCCUGCUAUGAGAGCUACGACGCAUAUGGAGAUCACGGGCUCGAGUAUGUGACCAGAGAAGCACGAGACUGAUGUAGCUAGCUGGAAUGAGAAGAGCCGAUAGGAGUAAAGAGCAAAUAUGAGCCACAAAGUUGACCUGUUAAUUUUUUUAACAUCUGUACAAAUAUGCCUCAAAAUAUUGUCUGCAAAGCAGUUGGAGAAUAUAUAAAGUAUCCGUGACAUCUCAAGAAGAAAUGUGUCUAGUUUUGUCAAGUUUGAGUUCUUAAAGACCGACUGGAAAGCAUGUAAAUUAAACUGGGAGGUUGUAUUGUGAUCCAGUUCCUACAGUAUCUACUACAUUUAAAAAAAGUCUUAAUGCAUUUAAAGUAGUGCAGAAUUACGACUUUUUCAUCUUUUUAAAAGAAAACAUCCUAAAUGGACAUAACCUCAACAUACAGAGUCACACAUGUUGCUGUUAGUCACCUUAUAAUGAUAAGAGUAGAUACUAUGAUGUCAAUAUGUCAUAGGUCUUUAAUUGAUUUUUCUCAUUGUAAAUAUACUUCAUAAAGGGCAUUAAUCCUGCGUCUUCUGUGUUGUUUAUGCUCCAGUUUCUCAGGGAUUCAAAUAGUUGCACAAAUUUGUAAUUUUUGGCGUGGUACCCAAACACUUUGGAUUAAAAUAAUGUAUGCCACACCU
Etheostoma spectabile (orangethroat darter) is the source of this 1340-nucleotide messenger RNA. Its product is annotated as gamma-glutamylaminecyclotransferase. Gene Ontology annotation, molecular function: gamma-glutamylaminecyclotransferase activity. The record is from RefSeq and is a predicted model, not a curated record. Gene Ontology annotation, cellular component: cytosol. Bases 207 to 737 code for a protein of 176 amino acids. NCBI's taxonomy places the organism in Eukaryota, Metazoa, Chordata, Actinopteri, Perciformes, Percidae. The transcript has 2 exons.